GUUUCGCCGCCCGGAAGGGGAACUUGGCGGUGGAGGUGACCGGGGACCGAGCAUUUCAGAUCUGCUUGAUAAACCUGGUGCACCACUAUGCUGGCCGCAAGGCUUGUGUGUCUCCGGACACUACCUUCCAGGGUUUUCCACCCAGCUUUCACCAAGGCCUCCCCUGUUGUGAAGAAUUCCAUCACAAAGAAUCAAUGGCUCUUAACACCCAGCAGGGAAUAUGCCACCAAAACAAGAAUUGGGAUCCGGCGUGGGAGAACUGGCCAAGAACUCAAAGAGGCAGCAUUGGAACCAUCGAUGGAAAAAAUAUUUAAAAUUGAUCAGAUGGGAAGAUGGUUUGUUGCUGGAGGGGCUGCUGUUGGUCUUGGAGCAUUGUGCUACUAUGGCUUGGGAAUGUCAAAUGAAAUUGGAGCUAUUGAAAAGGCUGUAAUUUGGCCUCAGUAUGUGAAGGAUAGAAUUCAUUCUACCUAUAUGUACUUGGCAGGAAGUAUUGGUUUAACAGCUUUGUCUGCCUUGGCAAUAACCAGAGCUCCUGUUCUCAUGAACUUCAUGAUGAGAGGCUCUUGGGUGACAAUUGGUGCAACCUUUGCAGCCAUGAUUGGAACUGGAAUACUAGUACAAUCAAUACCAUAUGACCGGAGCCCAGGCUCAAAGCAUCUUGCUUGGUUGCUACAUUCUGGUGUGAUGGGUGCAGUGGUGGCUCCUCUGACAAUAUUAGGCGGGCCUCUUCUCAUCAGGGCUGCAUGGUACACAGCUGGCAUUGUGGGAGGCCUCUCCACUGUGGCCAUGUGCGCACCCAGCGAGAAGUUUCUGAACAUGGGAGCACCACUGGGAGUGGGCCUGGGUCUCGUCUUUGUGUCCUCACUGGGAUCUAUGUUUCUUCCACCUACCACUGUGGCUGGUGCCACUCUGUACUCAGUGGCAAUGUAUGGAGGAUUAGUUCUCUUCAGCAUGUUCCUUCUGUAUGAUACCCAGAAAGUAAUCAAGCGUGCAGAGACAGUACCAGUGUAUGGAGUUAAAAAAUAUGAUCCCAUCAAUUCGAUGCUGGGAAUCUACAUGGAUACAUUAAAUAUAUUUAUGCGAGUUGCAACCAUGCUAGCAACUGGAAACAACAGAAAGAAAUGAAGUGAUUCAGCUUCUGGCUUCUGUACUACAUCAGAUGUCUUGCUUGUUUACUAGGACAGAUAUUCAUUAAGUAGUUCACACAAACAGCUUUUGUUGAAGUGUAGAAGAUAAGAACAUGUCAACAUGUUUAAAAAAUUCCAAUAAUGUAAUGUUUCAAGGUCUGCUUUUUCUUUUGGAGAAUAAAUUGAGUAGUUCUCUUCCAAGUAAGCACACAUAUUUCCAAUUCUCAUGUUUAAUGAGUGAUUUUAAAAUGUUUCUGAUGAAUGUGAAAACUAAGGUUUGUGUGAUGAGAAUUUAAGUAUUUCAUCUAUUUUUAAGUUAGUUUAAGUAAAAAUUAGCAAACUUGUGUUUGCCUGCAUUUUUUUCGGAAAGCAGAAUAUUGUAAGUAAUAUGAUCAUAAGUGGUGUAGAGGUUUGGUAAAGGGACCAGAGAGAAGUAAAGGGUCACCUGCAGUCUUUUUUUUUUAUUUAAUAAUACAUAGCACUUGUAUGAUUUGUGAUGAGGCAGCGGGUAUUUGAAAAUAAACAAGUAGUCACUGUUUUUACAUUCAUCUGCUGAACUUAGUAAAAGCAUUGAGCAUGAAAUAAAGACAGAGAUGAUGCAUUCUCUUGCUGUUGCUUCUCAGUGCUCUCUUUACAAUGUAGAUGUGGUCAUGUUUGACUUAUUAGGACAGUCCAGAAUGUUAAUUGUAUGGAGAAUCCCUGAUGGAGUUAUAUAUUUUAGGGUUUUACUUUUGAAUCUUCUGAAACUAAAGAUUCUUAGAACUGUUCCCAAGAUAAAAUAUUCAAAGCAUGAAACUUUGCAUUUUCAAGUAUGCAAUGUUUAUAAUUGUAGAGGUGUUAUGUUUGGUGUUAUUAUUGAAGUGUCUAAUUGAAUACAAGCUUAUUUUUCUCAUUUCUUCAAACUUUGAAGCCUUUAUAAAAAAAGCCCGUUUGUGACUUACACUUGAGAUUGUGAAAACAGUUUUUCUCCUAACACUGUUUCUUGUACCACUUCUCAGACUAAGCACUAAAAAACAAGGUAAAACUAGGUCUGUCUUUAUCAGAAGUAUAAUGGGGAAAAUGUUUCAUUAAUUUGUCCUACCGGGAUUUUCCUUCUACAUCGACUGUUUCUUAACUUUCUUGUGACAUUUGUAAGUUCUGUGAUACAGAGGAGUUAUUUUUGAAAAUCAUUAAUUGAAUGGAAAGAUUUCUAUAUGAUUAUUGAGAUAGUUGCUAUUUUUGACAUAUUUAUUACAGUAAUUCAGAAAUAAUUAUUUUAACCAUCUCAAAGUACAUAGGAUGCUUAUUUCUGAAAUAAUAAAGGUUCCAGCUAGAUGGU
Galeopterus variegatus (Sunda flying lemur) is the source of this 2445-nucleotide messenger RNA. It is a transcript of the gene GHITM, whose product is annotated as growth hormone inducible transmembrane protein. Gene Ontology annotation, cellular component: mitochondrial inner membrane. The coding region runs from base 88 to 1125 and encodes 345 amino acids. The record is from RefSeq and is a predicted model, not a curated record. NCBI's taxonomy places the organism in Eukaryota, Metazoa, Chordata, Mammalia, Dermoptera, Cynocephalidae. The transcript is spliced from 9 exons.